AUUCAGGAUAAAGUUUUGUGGUUACGUUUGAAAUGGCAGCAUCAACGGCAAUAGUGAGCGUGGGAGGACCGGCGUUGGGGCGCCACUUCAAGGCGCCAGCCUCCAAAUCGACGGCGGCUCUAUUCUCAAUCAAGAAGCAGCAGGAGGAGCUAGGGUUUAUAGCUUCGCAGUUGAGUGGUAUCAAGAUUUCGUACAACCACUGUCAGAUUCCAACUCCAAUCUCCGCUCCUCUCCGUCCCUCUCUACAACCCAUUGCUCGCAGAGUGUGUCCCUUCACAGGGAAGAAGGCCAACAAGGCAAACAAAGUUUCUCAUUCAAACCACAAGACAAAAAGGUUGCAAUUUGUGAACCUUCAAUACAAAAAGCUUUGGUGGGAAGCUGGGAAGCGUUAUGUGAAACUGCGCCUGUCAACAAAGGCGUUAAAGACAAUAGAAAAGAACGGACUUGAUGCUGUUGCUAAGAAGGCUGGAAUCGAUCUCAGCAAAGAAUAGAAUGAUAAUCACCUUGUUUUUUGCUUGAUAUGUGUGGAUUGAUGUUUGUUGCUUAUGUAUUAAAUGAACUCAUGACUUUCUUUUUCCCAUUAAUUUGUAAGUAAAAUACCUACACAAAUGAUAGUAUUUGUAUGGGAUAUUUCUUGUUCCAAAUUGAAGUUCCUUAAAUCUGUA
Molecule: messenger RNA, 665 nt
Organism: Ipomoea triloba (trilobed morning glory)
Lineage: Eukaryota; Viridiplantae; Streptophyta; Magnoliopsida; Solanales; Convolvulaceae
Product: 50S ribosomal protein L28, chloroplastic
Exons: 2
Coding region: 33-491 (152 amino acids)
Biological process (GO): translation
Cellular component (GO): ribosome
Molecular function (GO): structural constituent of ribosome
Source: RefSeq, a predicted model, not a curated record